This is a messenger RNA of Botrytis deweyae, 1880 nucleotides long. RefSeq lists its product as uncharacterized. The transcript has 2 exons. NCBI's taxonomy places the organism in Eukaryota, Fungi, Ascomycota, Leotiomycetes, Helotiales, Sclerotiniaceae. The coding region runs from base 206 to 1447 and encodes 413 amino acids. The record is from RefSeq and is a predicted model, not a curated record.
ACGAGCCUCAACCCCCAUCAAUAUCAUGAGCUGAUUUGAUCAAUUUUUCUUCUGUGCUGUACAAUAGGCAGUAGGAUAGUAGGGGUUUCGAGCCGUUGAGAAUUUAUUUGAGCGUUUCUUCCCCUCGAAACACAAUGCGUAAAUUGUAGAUCUUGAAUGUCAGUCGCCCAAAUCGUUCGUAGUCAUUUAAUUUUGGUAGCACAAAAUGAUUUUUUCGUUGUUUCUGGUGAGCUCGAGUCUUUUGCCAGCAAUUUUGGCGAAGGCGCUUCCCUGGACACCAGCAGUUCAAACAUCUACUGCUGAUAAUCGAGCACCGGUGCAAGGAGGGUGGAGUCCGAGUCCAACAGCAGCUCCGAACAAUGCUCUGAAGGUGUUGGAUCUAUUGAAACGUCAAACAACUGCGAAUAAUACCUGCGGAUACUACAAUGGCAUUCAAUCGGAACCUUAUACUUGUUCUGGAGCAGGCUACUGUGCCCAUAAUUCGUAUUCUGCUGUCGGAUGCUGUACUGGAGAUAUUAAUUCCUGCGAUAUAUUCACCGCUUGCAUUGACUACUCCUCGUCCUCGGCGCUUUGUGCUCUAGCAGGCGGGUUAACAGGAUGCUGCAACGAUUCCGAUUUCCCUUAUUGCGCAACUUUCCUCUGGAACAACCCUCAAAGAAGCAUGUAUCGCUGCGUAACGUCUCCGGCAUUUUAUCUCAUGUCCGAUUACCCAAUCACUGGUACUGCUUCAACGACUGUCGUGUCUUCUGUCACUUUAUCUCGAAGUGUCGCCUCAGUAGCGAGCAGCAUUCAAAGUGGAGAUGAUGCUCAGGAUAUAAGCAGCGCUUCUCGAAGUUCAGUGACCUCAGCAAGUGCACGUAGUUCAGUAACCUCCGCAGGUUCACGUAGCUCAGCAUCUUCAUCGUCACUGGCAACUCCGUUUGCAACUACAACAGCUCACAAGAAAUCUGGAGUUCCACUAGGAGCUAUUAUCGGUGGAGCUGUUGGCGGCGUGGCAGUAAUUGCGCUCUUAAUUUUUGCCAUCGUUUUCUUUGUCAGAAAGAAGAAAUCAAAUCCCUCACAACCACAGCCUCCACCUCAAGUCUCAACAACCCAUCCUAAUAACCCAUAUCAAGGAGUACCGCCAAAUUCACCUCCCCCAUUCUACGAUAAUCGUACCAGUAUUGCAAAACCGGCUUAUCCUAUGCAACAUACAACUGAAUUGGCGAAUACUGUGUAUAUUCCUCCUGCUAUACCCGAGUAUUAUCAGCCACCGAAAGAUGAUGUCCCUAUUUCACCCAACAGCAAUACACAUAGAUUUUCAAAUAGUCAAAUAUAUAGCGAUCCAGGCCAUCAAUACUCCGAGUUGGACGCAACUGCUCUGGAUCCUUUAAAUGGAAACAGAGUGGAAUUAGGUAGUGAGCCGAGGAGACCAAGUCAUGGAACAGAAAUCAGUCCCACAAGAUGAUGAGAAUGUUCAAAUUAUGAUGAUGGUUUCGAUCAAGAUUGUUCGUGAGAAGAUUUUGGCCAUUCAUCAGAUUCAUGAGAUUUUCAUGAGGGACAUUUCAUAUGGCGUGUGAGAGGUAUCUCUUGCGAGGUGAGAUGGAAAUGGUGUAAAUGAUAAGAUUUUCCGAUUUGCUCAUACAGUUUUGUGGAAGAUAUCCAAUAUAGUUUAUAGAAAUUAAUAUUCAACUUGAGCCUUUUGCUAGUAUAUACUACCUAGUAGGUAUACUUUGGCGGUUCGUCAAGAUGGAGUGGUUUAUUUGUGAAAACUUGCCUUGCAAUUGGACGGGGCUCCAGUCGUAGUAUACAAGAAUUGAUUCGAUCCAUCUCAUGAUUUGGACGACAAAAUUCAUAUUGAUUUGAAGUUGUAACAACUGCCAGGUGUUGAUUUGGCAUCU